AGAGUCAAGCUGCAGUAGACUGGCCAGGAACCCUACAUUUAAUAAUUGAAAUGGUGCUUUGGAAUCAAAUUGUGCUGGUGGCGGUAUUGUUCAUCUUCUCUUGCCCAAAAGGAAUAGAAACACAACCUUCACAGCACCUGUGUGGCUCGCAGCUUGUGGAUGCUCUAUAUUUUGUGUGCGGAAGUAAGGGUUUCUACUAUGAACCUAAAACAAGAAGAAGCAUCGAGCAGCUUCUAGGAUUACGUGGUGAAGAGUCUGCUCAAGAAAAUGAGGCUCAGCAGAAAUUUCUAUUCAAUAAACUGCUGGGCCGGAUGAUGAAGAGGGGUAUAGUGGAUCACUGCUGUCACAAUACCUGUUCCCUUUACGAUCUCGAAGGCUACUGCAACCAAUAA
Stegostoma tigrinum is the source of this 392-nucleotide messenger RNA. RefSeq names its product insulin-like. Lineage: Eukaryota; Metazoa; Chordata; Chondrichthyes; Orectolobiformes; Stegostomatidae. Gene Ontology annotation, molecular function: hormone activity. Bases 51 to 392 code for a protein of 113 amino acids. The transcript has 3 exons. The record is from RefSeq and is a predicted model, not a curated record. Gene Ontology annotation, cellular component: extracellular region.